UGCAAGACUCAGUUCAGAUGUAUGUUAGAAAUGAGGAAGAAUUAUGUUAUGAUGCUGGCUCUCUCCAUAUGGUACUUUAUGAAGUCAACACAUGUAUCAGGAGUGAGAAAUAUUACACACGGUAUAUCGAAGCAUAUACGAUCUAUCGGAUUUCCCGAGGGUAGUAGUACAGGGAUAUUCUUCGCACUGGGAGUUCCCUUAGAUAUUCCUGAUAAAUCUGUAGCGGUGUCAUUUUAUUUCGAAGCAAAUUAUGCAUUACCAUUCGAAUUUAAUUCGAGUUACUUCUACGAGGGAACUUAUUAUACAAAACGAAGUCUUAGUCGUCAAUUAGUAUAUAAAGUUUUCACAAGCAAAAUAGACAGCUUUGGCUAUCCUGGACUAGAUUGUCUACUAAGAACAAUCUGCGAAGCUGGAAAAUAUUCCUUAAACGAAAACGGCGUGCUUGGUGACAUUCUUCGAAUUAUAUUCACACCCUCUAUGUCGAUGAGUGAAGAUCUUCCGGAUGAAAUUAUCGAAGCCGAAAGCGAGCAACACUGUAAUCAGCGCUACGAAAGAUGUCCUGUAAAUCUUUUAGAUCUAGUAAGCUAUUAGUCAGCACUAAAUGAAUAAUUCUGCAUAAUUAUAUUGCAUCAAGAAUAUCGGAAAAUAAUUUAUAUAAUUUAUCAAAAGAAGAUUAUGCUAAAAAUCAUUGUGAAUUUUAUUAGGUACGUAGAUAUUUAUACGCAAUCUGUUAUAUUAAAUA
Trachymyrmex septentrionalis is the source of this 742-nucleotide messenger RNA. RefSeq lists its product as uncharacterized. Lineage: Eukaryota; Metazoa; Arthropoda; Insecta; Hymenoptera; Formicidae. The transcript is spliced from 5 exons. The coding region runs from base 22 to 591 and encodes 189 amino acids. The record is from RefSeq and is a predicted model, not a curated record.